AUGCUUCUCAAACCCGCGACCCCUCUCACCAUCCUGCUGCUGGUCGCCUUUGCUCUCCUGCUCCUCGCGACCUUGUCAACGCCCAUUAUCAAAGGAAUUCCUCUGGGCACACAUGGUGGCGUCGACUAUGGUGUUUUUGGCUACUGUAAAGGCGAUCAAUGCACUAAUAUCCAUGUGGGAUACACAGCCAAUGACAUCUCAAACAUCGGUUCAGAUGUCGAUAUUCCCACCAGUACUCGACGCUCACUUUCGUCUAUCCUGAUCGUUCACCCCGUGGCCGCCUUGCUCACGCUCAUCUGCCUUUGCCUAGCCUUCGCCGCUCACUUCCACGGGCCGUCGCAUUCUCCGCGCUUCUUGCUCGCCUUGUUGAUCCUCUUACUUCCCACCCUUCUGGUCAGCUUGCUCGCUUUCCUUGUCGACAUUCUGCUCUUUGUUCCGCAUAUGCAAUGGGGUGGUUGGAUUGUACUGGCUGCGACGAUCAUUCUCGUUUCUUGUGGCGUGGUCACCUGUGCUAUGCGUCGGACCCUCGUUAGCCGCAAGGCGCGAAAGAAGCGCAUCGCGGAGAAUGCGGAAAUGAGUGGCGAGAACUAUUACAACCGUCAAAACGCUGCAGCCGCUGCUCUUGAUGAUCCCAAACCGGUCCCGUUGAAUGGAGAUACAAAAGAACCCGUGGUGUCGGGCUCUCCCACAUUCGAAUCCGGUCCGACGUUUGCCACAUUCCGCACCACAACUCGCGAAAGUGACGAUGACCGCACGCCUCUAAACUCGCACACGCCCCUCAAUGAAGUGCCAAUGCCCGAAUCUCAGUACCCCGCUCCAUACAGCGCAGCGCGUGAUGAAGCUGGCAACCCUCUUCCUCCAUCGGGCCCAUAUGCGCCUGCACCGAGAAUGCGAACAAAUCCGUCCGACCCCCGAUUGCGUAAUCAAUAUUCCGACGGUAGUAUGGGAUCCCGAAGAGGUGCACCACCGCCAGGUUUUGGUCCGCGCGGACGAGGUGGCUACCCCCCGCGAGGCGGUUAUGGCCGUGGAGGUCCUUACGGAGGACCUAGAGGACCACCUCCAAAUGGAAGAGGCGGACCCAUGGGUCCAAUGCGUGGAGGGCCACCCGGGAUGAUGGGUCGAGGACAGCGAGGCCCCCCAGCUCCCUAUGGCCCAGGACCUGCGGCGCAGAGUCACGGGUUUGACUUUUAUGGCGCAGGGCCGGGACUUGCACCGCGACCAACACCACCCCCUGCAGAUGAUGGCUACGAGCAGCGAGGCCCCUCACCAGUGGGCUUGCGCCAACCAUCUCCUGGUCCCAUUGGCAUGGCUGUGUCGCCAGACGCCCCAAUAGGUCAAGCCAUUGAAAUGACUCCUCAAAUUCGACGAGCUGGUUCUGUCGAGCCAGAGUCUCACAAUAUGCUUGGCGUGCAGCCGCAUGCCUUGUCUGCAGACGGGUAUUCGGAACCUGUGAGCCCUUCGAGUCUCUACAGCCGGACACCGUCCUAUAUCCCGGCGCGUGCUGGUUGGAAUGAUACACCACAUACCGCCCCGUCACCAUCGCCAGUCCAUGCUUACGGAUCGCCCGCUAUGGAUCGGAAACCGCAUCAUACUCGCUCUGGAUCCGACAAUUAUUAUGAAGAUGUGGAUCCUCGUUUUGCGGAUGAGAUGCAUGACAGAGUGCCGUCUCCCCGCUUGCCAUCCGCUUUGAUGCCGGGCCCUAUUGGUGAGCCUAAACCGAAGGAUUCUGUGGAUGAUGUACCGGAAGGCCCCAGCUCACCUACCUCUAGCGAGAUAAGCCAUUUCACCUCCAUUUCUGAGCGCCCAAUAAACCCACGCUGGCGCCCACCACCACCACGACCUAAUAUGGGUCAGCUGCGGACCAACGUACUUUUGGAGAAUAAUCCAGACUUUGAUCUGCAAGCCGGCAGGGGACGUGGUGGUGCUGGCACUGGCAUUGGGGGACGCAUGCCACCCAUGGCCGUACCUCGGGAACCUUCAAGAUACCCUAUACCAUGA
Aspergillus wentii DTO 134E9 is the source of this 1998-nucleotide messenger RNA. RefSeq names its product putative pH signal transduction protein PalI. NCBI's taxonomy places the organism in Eukaryota, Fungi, Ascomycota, Eurotiomycetes, Eurotiales, Aspergillaceae. Bases 1 to 1998 code for a protein of 665 amino acids. The transcript has 3 exons. The record is from RefSeq and is a predicted model, not a curated record. Gene Ontology annotation, cellular component: growing cell tip; cell division site; plasma membrane.